GGUCGAACAUACGUUUGAAAUUCGCUUUGUGGCAUCGUCGCGGCCGCGCCGAUGGUGUUGUUAAAGCGUGGGUGCAUGUACAAGCAAGGGUCUGGCGCCGGGUUCUUUCAGCGCAAGAACUGGAAGAAGCGGUACUUUGUGCUGACACAGGAUGAUCUGCGCUACUUCGAUGAAGAGCAGGGCGUGUUGAAGGGAUGCUUGGAUCUGUCCGAGUGCACCAAGGAAUCGCUCGAGACUCUUCCCUCAGACGUGGUAAACAAUACGCCAACAUCGUGGUGUUUGGCGAUCAGGACGCCGUCGCGUCGCUUUAUCAUGUCAUUUGCGACCGAAGCUGACAUGCACGGGUGGGCGUUUGCGUUCCUGGAAGCGUUCAAGAUGAAUGAAGACAGUGGGCGAAACACUUAUGUGGUAGAUGGCCGAUUGCGCGGGCUGGUCAAGGAGCAAAAGUUAAGGAAGCACGGCAGUCUCUCAAAGCUGAAAAUGACCCCGCACAACCAUGCUGCAUGAUGUGCUCGCGAAUAUGAAUUGAUAACGUAUUUUUUCCAACUCAA
This is a messenger RNA of Aphanomyces invadans, 551 nucleotides long. RefSeq lists its product as hypothetical. The record is from RefSeq and is a predicted model, not a curated record. Bases 52 to 507 code for a protein of 151 amino acids. Gene Ontology annotation, cellular component: membrane. Lineage: Eukaryota; Oomycota; Saprolegniomycetes; Saprolegniales; Verrucalvaceae. Gene Ontology annotation, biological process: regulation of cell differentiation. The transcript has a single exon.